Leopardus geoffroyi (Geoffroy's cat) is the source of this 1601-nucleotide messenger RNA. RefSeq names its product Rab geranylgeranyltransferase subunit beta (gene RABGGTB). Bases 277 to 1152 code for a protein of 291 amino acids. Gene Ontology annotation, biological process: protein geranylgeranylation. Lineage: Eukaryota; Metazoa; Chordata; Mammalia; Carnivora; Felidae. The transcript is spliced from 9 exons. The record is from RefSeq and is a predicted model, not a curated record. Gene Ontology annotation, molecular function: Rab geranylgeranyltransferase activity. Gene Ontology annotation, cellular component: Rab-protein geranylgeranyltransferase complex.
GUCAAUGAUGAGCUGGCAUGUAUUCUGAAUCCGAAGUUGAUUAUUACUACUUUAGCUCUAGAAUUACUCUGAGACCUGAAAAAUUACCCGAAUCUUACCACGGCUUUAGUGCUUACAGUUUUUGUGUGGCAAGAUGAAAUCAAAGUGAAAAAUUCAAAUGGCACACCGCAGAAGGAUGUUACUAUCAAAUCAGAUGCACCUGACACCCUAUUGUUAGAGAAGCAUGCAGAUUAUAUUGCAUCCUAUGGCUCAAAGAAAGACGAUUAUGAAUACUGUAUGUCUGAGUAUUUGAGAAUGAGUGGUAUCUAUUGGGGUCUGACUGUAAUGGAUCUCAUGGGACAACUACAUCGGAUGAAUAGAGAAGAAAUUCUGACUUUUAUUAAGUCAUGUCAACACGAGUGUGGUGGAAUAAGUGCUAGUAUCGGACAUGAUCCUCAUCUUUUGUACACUCUAAGUGCUGUCCAGAUUCUUACUCUGUAUGAUAGUAUUAAUGUUAUUGAUGUAAAUAAAGUUGUGGAAUAUGUUCAGAGUCUACAGAAAGAAGAUGGUUCUUUUGCUGGAGAUAUUUGGGGAGAAAUUGAUACAAGAUUCUCUUUUUGUGCGGUGGCAACUUUGGCCCUGUUGGGGAAGUUAGAUGCUAUUAAUGUGGAAAAAGCAAUUGAAUUUGUUUUAUCGUGUAUGAACUUUGAUGGUGGAUUUGGUUGCAGGCCAGGUUCUGAAUCCCAUGCUGGACAGAUCUAUUGUUGCACAGGAUUUCUGGCUAUUACUAGCCAGUUGCAUCAAGUAAAUUCUGAUUUACUCGGUUGGUGGCUUUGUGAACGACAGUUACCAUCAGGUGGACUCAAUGGAAGGCCAGAGAAGUUACCAGAUGUAUGCUAUUCAUGGUGGGUGUUGGCUUCCCUAAAGAUAAUUGGAAGGCUUCAUUGGAUUGAUAGAGAGAAACUGCGAAGUUUCAUUUUAGCAUGUCAAGAUGAAGAAACAGGAGGAUUUGCAGAUCGACCAGGAGAUAUGGUGGAUCCUUUUCAUACUUUAUUUGGAAUUGCUGGAUUGUCACUUUUGGGAGAAGAACAGAUCAAACCUGUUAGUCCUGUUUUCUGCAUGCCUGAAGAAGUACUCCGGAGAGUGAAUGUUCAGCCUGAACUAGUGAGCUAGACAGUGAGACAUUGCUUAGUAUAGUUUUGCUAUCUUAACAAAAGUGCUUAUCAAACUUCAUGUGCUUAAAGUGCUUAUCAGAUUUAAAAGCUGUGUUACUAUUUUGUAUAUGAAUAUUAAUUAUGUACUUAUACAUAAUGUAAAAUAAAGAUCUUUAUUGUAUCAGCUUUAGAUUACCUUCUGCAAUGCUAUUAUUCUGAGUACAAUUAUUUGUUUCUGCUUCAGUGUAUUUAUUUGUAUGUUUCCUUAACAGCAAGCUCAGUUUAAAGAACUAUUUAAAGAAGUAUUGUGUUCUACUUGAUGUUUUCCAUGUGCUUCUUUCAUGUUAUAUAAUAAUGGCUAAUGUAAAUUGGUCUAUGUCAAUGAGAAUGUGAAUGUUAAUAAAAAUUGAUAAACCCAUCCAUAUAUGAAUUAAAAGAUGCACAAAAAUAAAUGGCUUUUGAAAUUUG